AUGGUUAUGAAAUUUCAUCCAAAGAAUAUAUCGUUUGGAUCGUACUCCGAUGAAGAGAUAGAGCGAAACAGCUGCAUGGAGGUUGUGGUACCAGGAUGCUUUGAUAAGUUCGGACACCCCAUACGCGGAGGUCUGUACGACUUGAGAAUGGGGCCUUUGGAUUUGUCAUCAAACUGCAAGACUUGCAAUCUGUCGUUUCUCAACUGCCCAGGGCACUUUGGGCACAUAAAGCUGUCCAGGAUAGUUCUUAACCCGAUGUUCUUUGACUCGUUGUUUUCAAUAGUUAGGUGCUACUGCUUCCAGUGUAAGCACUUCAGAAUAACGAACUAUGACAGAUUGAUCUUGUUCUGCAAGUUUUCCCUUCUACUUAAUGGAGAGGAGGCUGAGGAUCUGGACAGGCUGUACAUGGUUUCAGAAGAGGAGGAGCUGUACAAGAUAGUUAGCGAAAGGAUAGAGAAUGCAAAGAAAAACAGAUCUGAGCCGCUGAUGGAAAGCCACCAGGAGGUGGUGCAUAGGUUUCUGCAGAACGCAGGCUCCAGAAGAAAGUGCGUUCGAUGUGGACACAGUAACCCGAAGAUUGUCAAGGGUGCAAAGAUGAAGGUGCUGAAAGACUUGAGAAAGGGCAACGAAAAGGAUGAAGAUGGGAAGGACCUUGAGUUUCUUUCACCGGAUGCCGUCAGAGAGCUUAUGGACGAUUUGUUUUCAAAUGAGGCGGAUCUUAUUGAGUCUAUUUUUUUCCGAAGAGAUCCUGGGAUGUUCUUUAUAUCCAACCUGCCAGUCAUCCCCAACAGAUUCCGCCCCAUGAUCGUUUUAGAUGGAAAAAAAGCCGAGAAUUUCCAAACACUUUAUCUUAACGACAUCCUCAGGGUCAGCGUACUGGUGACGAAGGAUCUGUCAUAUUGGCCUGAGCUCCAGGCGGCCAUUCUUUCGUCUUUUGACAACAAGAAUAUAAGCAAGUGGAGUCGCACCCGGAUGGUACCGCCUGGCCAUAAACAGAUCCUCGAGAGGAAGGACGGAUUGUUCCGCAGAAACAUAAUGGGAAAGCGAGUCAACUUUGCAGCGCGAACUGUUAUAUCGCCCGAUCCUAAUCUUGAGACUAGGGAGAUAGGAAUUCCUCUUGUGUUUGCAGAGGCCCUAACCUUUCCAGAAAGGGCAGCCAGCUUCAACGUGGAUAGGCUGAAGAAGGCUGUUGUGAAUGGGCCUACUUAUCCAGGAAGUCUAUAUCUCCAGGACGGCGAUGUGAUGCUCAGCCUGGCACACAUGCCUGACGAAAAGAGGUACGCCCUGGCAAACCAGCUUCUGGACGGCAAAAAGGUUGUUUGGAGACAUCUAGUCGACGGAGAUGUGGUGCUUAUGAAUAGACAGCCGACUCUCCACAGGCCGAGUAUAAUGGCCCACAAGUGUAGGGUCCUAAGGAAAGAAAGAACGUUAAGAAUGCACUACGCCAACUGCAAGUCCUACAACGCAGACUUUGAUGGUGACGAGAUGAAUGUUCAUUUUCCACAAAACUAUGCAUCGGAAGCCGAAUCAAGACAUAUAGUCAUGAACGAUUCCAACUACCUGGUACCUACCAAUGGAAAGCCCAUAAGGGGCCUCGUCCAGGACCACAUUGUUAUUGUGACCGUUUUGACAAUGAAAGAUUCGUUCUUUUCCGAGGAAGAUUACUUUACUCUGGUGAAUGCUGGACUUAGCGACAGGCGCAUCGUCCUAGAUCGUCCUUGUAUCGUCAAGCCUGCAAGACUCUAUUCCGGGAGGCAGGUGAUUUCAACGAUAUUAAAGAAUCUUGGGCUGGUUGUGAACAUUGAAAUUGAAACCAAUGUUCCGAAAAAUGCGUGGAGAGAGCAUUCCGAGGAGAGGAUCCUAAGAAUCAGGGAAGGAAACAUUGUGACCGGGAUCCUGGAUAAGAACUCGCUGGGCCCAACCUUCAAGUCUCUUAUCCAUGCUUGUGGGGAGAUCAAAGGAUUCGCGACUUCAAACGACCUGUUGACAUAUAUCGGAUGGGUUGGCAACAGGUAUCUUCUGAUGUAUGGAUUCACAAUAGGAAUAGACGAUCUUCUUCUCGACAAGGAGGCAGACAAGAAAAGAAGAGAGGUUGUUAGGGUCAAAGACCAAGAGGCCAAGGAGCUCCAGAGGAGAUAUGUGGAGGCAAACCCAGACUUCUAUCUCUAUGCUGACAAGAAGGCAUACCUGGAUUCCGUAAUGAGAACAGAGAUGAAUAGUGUGACUUCUGAAAUAGUCAAGGUAUCUGUUCCGUCAGGAUUGCAGAAAAGCUUUCCAGAAAACAACAUGGAGCUAAUUAUCGCAACAGGAUCUAAAGGCUCCAUUGUCAACCUGAGUCAGAUUUCGGGGGCUCUAGGGCAACAGGAGCUAGAGGGCCAGAGAGUUCCGAUAAUGGCUAGUGGAAAGACAUUGCCUUGCUUUGCGGCACUGGAUCCUAGCCCGUCUUCUGGAGGAUAUAUAUACCACAGGUUUCUGACUGGAAUUGACCUGCCACAAUAUUUUUUCCAUUGUAUGGCAGGCAGGGAGGGCCUUAUUGACACGGCAAUCAAGACGGCAAACUCCGGAUAUCUGCAGAGAUGCCUAAUUAAGCAUAUGGAGGAAGCAAAGGUAGAAUAUGAUAUGUCUGUCAGGAUUGGGAAAAGAGUGAUUCAAUUUAUGUAUGGGGAGGAUGGGCUUGACUGCACAAAGUCUAGCUAUCUCGAUGACGCUGAAUUUUUCAAAAGAAAUGUCUUGCUUUUUGGAAAGUCGGCUUCUAUUGUCUCCAAACUCGAAGAUAGAUACAAGGACUUCCUCUCCUUGAAAUUCAGGAAACAGAUAGAUCUGCUUGACGAUGAGCUCAGGAGGUUUUUAGCAGACAGAUACAUAUGCUCCCUGGCUGAUCCCGGAGAAUCUGUAGGGGUCAUAGCUGCACAAUCAGUAGGCGAGCCUUCCACACAGAUGACGCUCAACACCUUUCAUCUUGCAGGGGUUGGGGCGAAGAACGUGACGCUUGGGGUUCCUAGACUCAGAGAGAUUCUAAUAACAGCGUCCAAAAGCAUAAGGACACCCUUGAUCACGGUGCCAAUCAAGAGGAGGGUGAGUUUCGACAUUACAGAAUGUCUGAGGAGGGUGACGCUGAAGGACUGUGUCAAGAGAUUUGGGGUUACAGAGGAGAUUGUGAUGGUUUCCGGUGUGUUCCAGAAGAAGGUCAAGAUAAUGUUUGAGCUGGAUAACUUUGUUGAUCUUGCAGGCGAAGUCCUGGAUAGGAAGUUCCUGAAGCUGCUUGGGAACAAAAUGAAAGGAUUAGCCAAGGCAAAGUAUACAUUGGGGAUGUCAGAGGCGCCCAAAGACGACUGCAAAGAGGUUGAUGAGAACAAGGAGAACGAAGGAGAAGACGAGAGUGACAGCGAUAAGGAAAGUGACCCGGAAGGCGACAACGUGUGCUUAGAAGCUACCACCGGUGAGAAUGGCGAUAAAGAUAGUGAAGACCAUAGUACUAGCUAUCUAGAGGCUACCGACGAGACCGAUCAAACGGACGACUCGGGCAAUACCGAAGAGGAGGAGGAUUUCAUGAACUUUGCAAAGAAGUCAAAAAACGUCCUUACAUUUGAGAUCCUAUAUCCCUCUGGGUUCAAUGAGAUGAUUUCCUCGGUUGUUGAAUCCAUUCUCCCUACAAUUGUAGUACGAGAGGUUAAGGGCAUGGAGAAGGCCUCCGUUUCUGGUAGCCAACUCUUCGUGAAAAGCUCCUCUAUAUACUCCCUGACCAGAAUGAUAGAGGUAAGCCCCGGUGUGUAUGAAGACUUGCUAGAUAUCCUGGACAUCUACAACGCAGAGUCGAACGAUAUAUAUGAUGUGUACCUAACGCUCGGCGUAGAGGCUGCAAGACACGCGAUAAUCAACGAGGUAGUGAAGGUUUUCGAUGUCUAUGGAAUUUCUAUUGAUAUCCGGCAUCUUCUUCUCAUAGCUGACUACAUGACAAGAAAGGGGAGCUACUCUCCAUUCAGUAGGCAUGGGCUCGGGGCUGAUGACUCUCCUAUUCAGAGAAUAAGCUUUGAAAGCUGCUACUCCAACUUCAAGACUGCUGCAACAUUCCAUCUGGAGGACAAGCUGUCCAAUCCCUCUGCCUCCUUAACUGUGGGCAACCCUGUGCGGUGUGGAACGGGCUGCUUCGAUUUGAUACACAACAUAGACUUUCCUAAUAAAGUCUAA
Encephalitozoon cuniculi GB-M1 is the source of this 4188-nucleotide messenger RNA. RefSeq lists its product as uncharacterized. Gene Ontology annotation, cellular component: RNA polymerase I complex. Gene Ontology annotation, molecular function: DNA binding; DNA-directed RNA polymerase activity. The transcript has a single exon. Lineage: Eukaryota; Fungi; Microsporidia; Unikaryonidae. Bases 1 to 4188 code for a protein of 1395 amino acids. The record is from RefSeq and is marked provisional. Gene Ontology annotation, biological process: DNA-templated transcription.